ACUGGUGAGCGGGGUGGAAAAUUCAGUUUGCUAGCGGCUUUCCAGCGGCUUGUAAGUCAAUUAAAAAGUCAAUUUGUGUGGGUUCACUGCUGGUUGCCAUUACCGCAACAUUUCUACGGCUUCCGCCGGGAAACUGAGUCACGGACACGGUUACGGUUACGGGCGAGGGAGCGCUUGCACCGGAAACCCGACGAGCGGGCAGACUACCAACGAAAUUGGAGGAUUUCCCGCCGCCACCUGGUCAUGGACUACAUCUUCGAGUGCUUCUUCGACGACACCUUUGACCAGAUCACGCGUAACGGCCUGCAGGACCGCCAGUCUCGCCGCGAUGUCCUUGACCAUCUGAGUGCCAUAAUCAAAGGCUGCAGCGAAGGGCAGGAUACGCAGACAGAGGAAGUGGCCGCCAUAGCAGUUCUAGCCGCCAUGCGCUUCCAUCGCCUUGCCAAGGAGCAGAACGGAAAGGUAUGCCUCAUGGGCAAAUACCAUAACAUCCUGUAUAUCGGCCUGCGCACCUGCUGGGAUUGGGGAGUGCGCGACUCCGAAGUGGUCGUUCAGCUCUUGGGAGCCAUUUAUGAGUGCGAAAAGACCUUUGAGCGGAUUUUCCUCGGCGCCUUGUUUGGACCACAUGCUCCACACUUUAUCGCCGGCUGGCGCAGUGACUUCCAGGAUCAGCACGAGAAUGUCCGGGCCAUGGUUUACUUUGUGAAGCACGCGACACGCGAGAAACUCACGCUGCCCGUCUGGAUUCCGCGUUUCGAACAGGAGCGACAGCUGAGAUUCAUUGAUGUCCCCAUUGAGUCCUGCGGAAAGUCUUCGCCCCUACGCAUUGCCCUGCAAGCGAAUGCGCCCGAAAUGUUGCUCAUACUGCUGAGAUACGGGGCCACACCACAGCCGCCGGAUGGAGGCGCCUCUGUAAUUAUCGCGCUGCUCGACAAACUCAUCGAGAAUGGGCGCAAUUACAGUUACGAGUUGGUCAUGUGCCUGAAGAUAUUGCUGCGCAAUGUAACCAUGGUUGAGAUGCCCUUUAAGCCCCUUUUAUACGCCUCCAGACGAGAGAUGUUCUUUGAGCGUUACGGCCGCCUGUUGAUGGAUAAAAUUAUUGGCAAAGAACAGGUCUAUGGAGUGCCCACCCUACGUCACUUAUGCCGCUGCAGCAUUCGCGAUAUCCUGCGGCAGCACAAUCAACUGCCCAAUGGCAUUGACACCUUGAGGCUGCCAAAGCGCCUGCAGCGAUACAUCGAUUUAACCGAGGAGCUGGAUGGGCCCGCGGUGGAGCCGGAAAAACCGGAUGUGCCAAAACCCGCCUCUGCAGCCAGGACAAAGCUGGGAAGCGAGCUGCCCCGCUUGGAAACAAUCUCAAGUGCCGGCGAGGAGGAUGAGAGCGAGGACGAAAGCGAGAAUCAUGUCCAGUUGCUGGAGGCGGUUACGGAUGCGGAAAAGGCCGCUGUGGCCGCAUUUGUGGCUACAAGUGAUGGAGCCAUUACCCCGGAGGCUAAAAAAGCGGCGAUGGCUGCCUACAUGGCCAACCUGCCGCCGGACUACGAUCCCGAAUUGCCACCCGACUUCGAUCCCGAUUUCCCGCCCCUUUCCAGCUAACACUGGAUGGGUAACAUAACACUCACCGAUAGGUCUCCUCGCUGACAUUGAUGCGACCGGGCACGCCCGUGGUCU
Messenger RNA from Drosophila serrata, 1671 nucleotides. It is a transcript of the gene stops, whose product is annotated as SOCS domain-containing protein stops. Gene Ontology annotation, biological process: intracellular signal transduction. The record is from RefSeq and is a predicted model, not a curated record. NCBI's taxonomy places the organism in Eukaryota, Metazoa, Arthropoda, Insecta, Diptera, Drosophilidae.